CUAGCUUAUGAACACUUUGACGGAUUUGUCGUUCUACAUGGAACGGACACGUUAAGUUACACGGCGUCCGCUCUGUCUUUUAUGCUCGAAUCUUUAGGCAAGAUAGUUAUUUUAACCGGCUCCCAGGUCCCGAUUUUCGACAGCAGAAGCGACGGUUUGGACAACUUCCUGUCGUCGCUAAUAAUAGCCGCAAAUUACAACAUACCAGAAGUGUGCGUGUACUUCGGGACGAACUUGAUGAGAGGGAACCGCACCUGUAAAAUAUCAGCCACUUCGUUCGAAGCGUUCGAUUCGCCGAAUUUCCCACCUUUGGCCAAGGCCAACAUCAAGAUAGAAGUGGAUUAUCGGGCAAUAUUUCGACCGUGCACGUUGGAAAAGUUUCACGUACACACGUCCUUGAACAGGAAUGUUGGACUGCUGCGGAUAUUUCCAAGUAUGACGACACACUUGAUAAAGGCGUUUUUACAACCCCCGAUCGAAGGCGUUGUGCUACAAUCCUACGGAGCGGGGAACGUGCCCAUGAAUCGAGAGGAUAUAAUUAAUGAACUUUCCGCAGCGACGAGACGCGGUGUCAUUGUCGUUAAUAUUACACAAUGCGCGACUGGCUGUGUUACAAAUACGUACGCCUCUGGGAAAUUACUCGACGAAGCUGGUGCGUAG
Molecule: messenger RNA, 660 nt
Organism: Heterotrigona itama
Lineage: Eukaryota; Metazoa; Arthropoda; Insecta; Hymenoptera; Apidae
Source: the annotation of a GenBank genome assembly